Micropterus dolomieu (smallmouth bass) is the source of this 2271-nucleotide messenger RNA. Its product is annotated as G-protein-signaling modulator 1. The record is from RefSeq and is a predicted model, not a curated record. The transcript is spliced from 6 exons. Gene Ontology annotation, biological process: regulation of inflammatory response. NCBI's taxonomy places the organism in Eukaryota, Metazoa, Chordata, Actinopteri, Centrarchiformes, Centrarchidae. Bases 663 to 1745 code for a protein of 360 amino acids. Gene Ontology annotation, molecular function: protein binding; GTPase regulator activity.
ACAACAUAAUCAACUUUGUUUUCGUUAGCUUACGUUAUGUAAUUAGUCAGCUACUUGCUAAAUAACCUAAACAAUAGAUGGAAGUUCAGGAAACUUUGCCACUGCGAGUUGGGGUCGACAAAGCGGCUAACCAGAAAGCAACUGCAGCGUCAAUAACCCCAAAAAAUAAACUUAUCACUAACUUUGCUUGUGCCUCGUCCAAACUUUGAUCGGUGAUGGUCAUUAUUUGCUGCAGUAUAUCACCAAUGUCUCUGCGGGGUUCGUGUCCGUUUUCUGUGCCCUCGAGGCCAGAGUCCCCUCCGUCGGACCGAUGCUGGGAAGCUUGAUGGGCCGAGUUAAGGGCAUGCAUCCCGGGGUGGCCACUCAUGCCGAGUCCCCGGCCGUUGGCAGGCCCGUUGCCAGUCAGAGGCUGCUGCUGCAACAUUUUCAGCGACGCACAGUGGCGACGACUGCUGCCCAACUGUGCUCACAGGCUUACAGCACAGCCUGAGCCAAUGCAUCGCAGAAAGCAGGGUCCCCUAGCGAUUGACAGGAAAAUUUACAAGCCAACAAUGCUGGAUAUUGAAAAGCCAAAAAUGCUGUGCUCCAUACGUGGCAACUUCAAGAGAUGAUGCUUUGAAGACAUAAAGUUUAAAACACAAAGGGUUUUGACAUCAAGAUUAAUGGACUGCGCUGAGAUCCAAGUUGAAAUGGCUGAAGAGGGUCUGAUAGAGCGUCUCGUCAUCACCGAAGAGGGAGACAUAACUGAGGGUGUCAUUGAAAGAGGGGCAGUGGACUGUUCAGUUGUCAUCGCACAGAGCUGCAGAGGAGAGUCGGCUCUGAAAAAGGAAGAGGAACAUACAGCAGAGAACAAAAAUAAAGAAGACGUAGCGAGUAACAUGUGUUUAGAAGAGCAGAGCCUGGCAAAAAAACAAACCAACACAGAGGACGACCAGACAGGAGAGGUUGUUGCGAACGUAAAGGACAAACAAGAUGGUAAACAAGAGGAAAGUGAGAACAUGAAUGAUAAACAAAGUGAGAGUGAGGCGCAGACACAUGAGAGGAUGAGGAAUAAUGAAAAACCUGAGAAACCCAGUGACAUAGAGGAUAAAAAGUUUUCACAAAAUAACCCUCAAGCGGACUUUAAGAGGUCAGAUUCCUCUGAGCAACAACCUGAAGGAACAAAAAGCCAAGAAGAGGAUCCAAAAAAGGCUCAUCGUUUAACCCCUGACUUCCCGGAAGCACUGUACGAGCUGCUCUGCACCCUUCAGGAGGGGAGACGGCUCAAUGACCAGCGCUGCUCCUUCAGGCUGGAGAGGGGGAUGAGGAGGCGGAGGUGCCAUUCUGAGCCCAACACCACCAAACCAGCCAACAGAGUCGUCUUUUCCUCCAUGACUUCACUGCAGAAAGAGGAGUUUUUUGAACUGGUGGCCACCUCUCAAGCUCGUCGACUGGAUGACCAGAGGGCGCAGCUCGAAAGGUCUCAACCCACAAAACCAAAAGGCAGAAGUUUCAGAGGCAGCAUAAAGCAACUCUCUUUUGUGAAAAAGCCUGCGCCAGUUCCUGUACCCGUGCAUGUGCCUGUGCCCAAAGAGGAUCUGUACAAUAUGAUCCUCACGACACAAGCCCAAGGCAGGCUGGAGGACCAGCGCAGCAGGGCUCCUGGUCCCAUGGAUGAUGAUGAUUUCUUCUCCCUGCUCCUGAGGGUCCAGGGAGGACGCAUGGAUGAGCAGAGGACUGAAUUACCGUGCAUGCUCCAAACCUGAGAUGGAAAACAAAAAACUGCUACAGUGGGAACCAUCCAGUACUGUAGCUUUUUUAGUCUGAUUUCCUGGUAAAACAGGGUUUUUUGUUGACUUUGAUGAAGCUUUGUUUUUGAGAAUUGCUAUCUCUUGAUAGUCACUGUUAAAGCUGAUGAGAUUGUAGCAGAAAUGCUAAUGUUUCUGGCUUUUAAUGUGACUCAAGGCACGUUUCUUAUGAAAUCGUGAAGUUUACUGCUAGUUAGGUACUGUUUUUCUUUCCUAGUAAAUAGGAUCAGUAGAUAUGCUUCCUUAUUUUACCAAAUUUUCAGUUUUUAUUGAGUGUCUGCGAUGUGGUUGAAUGAUUUUGUGUGUGUUCCAGUUGUUAAUGUGGAGGAAGCAGUCGACUCGUCUCUGUUGUUUCUCCUUAUUUGUACAGUAGACAUUUAACACAUAAUGAAUGGUGGUGAAGAGAUAAUAGCUCCAAGGCCACACAGUGCUUGACUAUAUAUGGAUAAUUUCCCUCCAGAAAAUAAAAAAAACGUGUAUCUGA